AUGGCAGGCGAUUUCAACUUUCCUGAUUUUACCAGCGCCUAUCCGUCUACCCCCUUGAAUGGCUUCGCGGAUGGUGCCCAGAACUUCCCACCUAUCCAGCCCAGUGCCCCCGCCGGCUACCAGCCUGUCCCUCAGCAGCAACAGCCUCCUCACUUCGCCCAACAACCUGCUCCCCAGGCUGCAUCUGAGAAGCAUGAUUCUGAGAUGAGUCCUGGUGCCGGCCGUGGAUCUUUGAACUUUGAGGAUGCCUCCCGUCAUGCCGCCGAGGAAGACAAGCGAAGGCGCAACACUGCCGCCAGUGCUCGCUUCCGUAUCAAGAAGAAGCAGCGCGAGCAAGCUCUUGAGAAAUCCGCUAAGGAGAUGUCCGACAAGGUCUCUGCCCUGGAGGGCAAGGUCAACCAGCUCGAGAUGGAGAACAAGUGGCUCAAGAACCUUCUUGUUGAGAAGAACGAGGGCAAUGAUGAGAUCGUCACACUGUGGAAGGAGUUUGCAGCAUCCAAGGCAACCAAGCAGUCCGAGUCAAAAGCCAAGUCCUCUGUCAAGGAAGAGACGAGGUGA
Messenger RNA from Fusarium sp. VM40, 558 nucleotides. Lineage: Eukaryota; Fungi; Ascomycota; Sordariomycetes; Hypocreales; Nectriaceae. The record is from the annotation of a GenBank genome assembly.